AUGCGUUUCACCGAGGUUCUCUUCCUCACCUUUGCCAGCAUGGGUGCCGUCGCCCUGGCGGCCCCUCAAAACGGCGCUGCCAAUGCCCCCGCCGUUGCUACUCCUGCGGGCGUCCAGGCCGCAGUCGAUGGUCGCUGUGAUGAAGACCAUUUCAAGGACAAGGAUGGCUUCUGCCAUCGCAAGGAUGAUGAUGACCGCGAUGGCCGCCGGGACCGUGACCGCGAUGAGGACCGCGAUGGCCGCCGGGAUGAGGACCGCGACGGCCGCCGGGAUGAGGACCGCGACGGCCGCCGGGACGAGGACCGCGACGGUCGCAGGGACCGUGACCGCGAUGGCCGCCGGGAUGAGGACCGCGACGGUCGCAGGGAUCGUGACCGCGAUGGCCGCCGGGACGAGGAUCGCGAUGGUCGCAGGGACCGUGACCGCGACGAGGACCGUGAUGGCCGCCGCGACCGUGACCGCGAUGGCCGCAGAGACGAGGACCGUGAUGGUCGCCGGGAUGAGGACCGCGAUGGUCGCAGAGACGAGGACCGUGAUGGUCGCCGGGAUGGUGAGGAUGACGGCAAGGAUGGUGAGCGCAAGAAGUGGUGGGCUUAA
This is a messenger RNA of Rasamsonia emersonii CBS 393.64, 597 nucleotides long. RefSeq lists its product as uncharacterized. NCBI's taxonomy places the organism in Eukaryota, Fungi, Ascomycota, Eurotiomycetes, Eurotiales, Trichocomaceae. The coding region runs from base 1 to 597 and encodes 198 amino acids. The transcript is spliced from 2 exons. The record is from RefSeq and is a predicted model, not a curated record.